Messenger RNA from Python bivittatus (Burmese python), 942 nucleotides. RefSeq names its product olfactory receptor 6M1-like. Gene Ontology annotation, biological process: G protein-coupled receptor signaling pathway. The record is from RefSeq and is a predicted model, not a curated record. Gene Ontology annotation, molecular function: G protein-coupled receptor activity; olfactory receptor activity. Gene Ontology annotation, cellular component: membrane. NCBI's taxonomy places the organism in Eukaryota, Metazoa, Chordata, Lepidosauria, Squamata, Pythonidae.
AUGGAAGCAGAGAAUAUGACCACUGUCACAGAAAUCCUUUUGCUUGGAUUUGUCUUUGAACCAAUUUUGGAAAUCAUCCUCUUUCUGCUUUUCCUCCUUAUUUAUCUAGUGACAGUGCUCGGGAAUGCACUUAUAAUUGUACUGAUUUGCAUUGAUCACCGUCUCCAAACCCCAAUGUAUUUCUUCCUCAGCAAUCUGUCUGCCAUUGAGAUAUUCAUGACAACUUCUGUGGUGCCGAAAAUGCUGGCCAAUCUUCUGUCUGAAACAAAAACUAUUUCCUUUGCUGGCUGCUUCACUCAAUCAUAUUUCUAUUUUUUCAUGGGUUCUACAGAGUUCAUCCUUUUUGCUGCCAUGUCCUUUGACCGCUACAUGGCCAUCUGCUAUCCCCUGAGGUACCCCAUCCUCAUGACUGGGAAAGUUUGCGUUAAGAUAGUGAUUGGAUCUUGGAUCGGUGGGUUCUUCUCAGUGAUCUUGUCUACUGUGUUAAAAGCCAGGCUAACGUACUGUAGACAUAAUGUUAUUAAUCACUUUUUCUGUGAUAGUGCCCCCUUAUUGCAUCUUGCCUGCCAGGAUAUAACCCUUAUUGAGCUGGUGGACUUCCUGGCAUCUUUGAUUCUACUGCUUGGCUCUCUCUCAUUCACUGCUACAUCUUACGUCUACAUAAUCAGCACCAUUGCCAAGAUUCCAUCUGCAGAGGGCAGGAAGAAGGCCUUUGGUACCUGUGCCUCACAUUUCACCGUUGUCUCCAUGGGCUAUGGAAUCUCCAUUUUUGUUUAUGUCAGACCAUCUCAGAGUGACAGUAUGAGCAUAAACAAAGCAUUAGCCAUUUUCUCUGGCAUCCUGACACCCUUCUUGAACCCUUUCAUCUUUAGUCUAAGGAAUGAGCAGAUGAAAGAGGUGCUGAGAGAUGUUCUAAAGAAAAUGUCUUUUAAAAUAAAAUAA